Molecule: messenger RNA, 1286 nt
Organism: Monascus purpureus
Lineage: Eukaryota; Fungi; Ascomycota; Eurotiomycetes; Eurotiales; Aspergillaceae
Source: the annotation of a GenBank genome assembly
CCUUAUUAUACUAGGUAUUGUUCCCCGGCGACCUGCACGGUAACGAUUGUCAUCCCCGUCGAAUCUGAUAGAGCCAUAGUCCUUGAUGACAGUGGCAUGAACUGAACACCUUGAAAUGCCAUCGAGUCUCCUCUCGCACGGCAAUGAACCAUUCCUCCAUUUCGGAUUCUGCAGAUUGGAUAUCGGGGCCUCAUCUGUAUCGGGAAGGUAGCAUUUCUUCGUCGGAAUCAGCCAGCCUGUUGUCAUCACGCUUUUCUACUACUCCAGCCUCGUCGCCAACCAUCGACGCAAGGAAAGGCUCGUAUGCGUCUGUCUCCGAUGAGGUUGAGCGAUUGGAACUGGACAAUGGGGUGGCCAUCUCAUUUGUCAAGAACGGAAAACUCUUCAAGUUGCGGUACACAUUUAUCGACAUCUGGAAGAACUUCAACGGAGCCCUAAAAUGUUUGGAGCUGGGCGGGGGAGUCGGCCAGCAGACUGCUUUCAUCCAUACAUUCAACAAUAUCAAACUCCCCGUUCCACAUCUGGAACACCCAAAGCUCCCGAAUGAGCUUCCUCUUAGAGUCUCGUUCCUAGAGGAACAGACUGUGCAAACCGCGUACACCCUAUUCUCAACACAGCUUUCCUACACGUUCGGCGGAUGGCAAGGUAUUCAAACACAACACACACACACACACACACACACACACUCUCUCUCUCUCUCUCUCUCUCUCUCACUCAUUCAUGUGCAUGUGCUGAUGCUAAAUCUUCUCUAUCCGCAAGAUUGUGUCCGCUUUCAAGAAUCUCUCCUAUCAGCGAAAUUAGUUUUUAUGGCGGGUAUCGCAGAGGCCAAAUCCAAGGGCCGUGGCGAGGAAUGUAUUAGUCAGAACCUGCGCAUCCUUCGUGGCGGGAACGGUAAGCUGGUCUUACUGUUCUUUGCAAAUUCGCAGAGAAAAGAAUUGAAACGUUAUGUUUCAAUUCCGAUAAAUUGCAUAGACAAGGUCAACCCCGGAAAGAAGGCCGGACGUCCCGUGGUGUUGGACCUUCUCCCCAAUUUUGAUAUCCUUUCGCAAAUGAAAUGGCUGCAGAUACGGUUUCUAGACGAUGAAGACCGAAAACACUUCUGCCAAUUAUUAUCGGAACUACAAGGGUGAAGAGUAUUAACGGUAUUCACCCAUGUUCUGUUUUUCUUUUUAAUUUCUCCUAUUCGGAGAAUAGAUGCAACUAAUACCCAAAUCUGUUCCUGUCAUGAUUAAUACUUUAUGUCCUCUCAUAUAGAAACAAUAUUUAUGGUAUACGACCAACCUAAU